UUCAGUCGCACGCUUUCCGUUUGUAUCGAUAUCGCGUCAAAGCUGCCAACGCGUUUCGUCGUCGACAUGGACGUUUGGAUAUUGUUGGCCAUCCUAGCUGGCACCAUAGCUGUGUAUUACUAUUUCUUCAAGGAUUUAAAUUACUUCAAGAAGCAUGGAGUUCUUUACAUGCCGCCGUUGCCUAUCGUGGGCAACAUGGGACCAGUUUUCUUUCGGCAGUUGUCAUUGGCCGAACUUUCACAGAAAGCCUACAAUCUGAACCGAGACGCCAAGUACAUCGGUUUGUUCGACGGCAUGAAUCCAAUAGUGAUGAUUCGCGAUCCGGAACUCAUUAAAACCGUCGGUGUCAAACAGUUUGAAUCGUUCACCGAUCAUCGCGCUUUCAUUGACGAAGCAAACGACCCGAUGUUCGGUAAGAAUCUAUUUUCGCUACGCGGCGAGAAGUGGAAAGACGUGAGAAGCCUGAUCACUCCCGCUUUUACGUCCAGCAAAAUGAGGAGUAUGUUCACGUUAAUGUCCGAUUGCGCUGUUAGUUUUACCGAUUUCCUGUCGAAUUUACCGCCGGACAAGAGAAUAAUUCAAACGAAGGAUUGCUUCACCAGAUAUACGACCGAUGUUAUUGCGACGUGUGUUUUCGGCAUCAAAGUCGAUUCCAUGAGAAAUCCGAACAAUGAGUUUUAUAUUUACGGAAAAGAAGCCACAACCAUGUACUUAACGCGCGCUAUAAAAUUCUAUUUUGUAAGAAGUAUGCCUCGUAUCAGCAAAUUGCUGGGCAUGAAAUUUGUCAGCGAGCACGUACGCGUGUUUUUCAUGGAUAUUGUUAGAAAUACGAUACACAUAAGAGAUACGCAGGAUAUCGUACGACCGGACAUGAUGCAGAUAAUGAUCGAGACCAAAGGAAAGAAGGGAAAAGAAUUGACUGUCGAAGAUAUGACUUCUCAGGCGUUUGGAUUUUUCUUUGGCGGUUUCGACACCGUUUCUACCUUAAUGUGCUUUGCCGCUCACGAAAUUGCCGUUCAUCCGGAUGUUCAAGCGAGAUUGCGCGACGAAAUAAAUAAUGUUCUCAAAUCAACAAACGGGACAGUGACGUAUGAAGCUUUAAACGGAAUGCAGUAUCUGGACGCUGUGCUCAACGAGACUCUUAGAUUAUGGCCUGUGGCGGUGUUUUUAGAUAGAACUUGCACGCAGGAAUUCGAAUUGCCACCAGCGUUUCCCGGCGCCAAACCCUUCGUUAUGAAGAAAGGAAAAAGCAUUUGGUUUUCGACUUAUGGUCUUCAUCGAGAUCCACAAUAUUGGGAGGAACCGGAUAAUUUUAAUCCUGAUCGAUUUUUUGACAAGAAAAAUAUAAAUUCAAUCGCAUACAUCCCAUUUGGACUCGGUCCAAGAGUAUGUAUAGGCAACAGAUUCGCAUUAUUGGAAACCAAAGUAAUGUUGUUUCAUCUGUUGGCUCGUUGCGAAUUAAAACCAUGCAAAAAAACCUGUCAUCCGUUGAAGUUGGACAAGACUUUUACUAUGCAACCGAAUACAGGAUUCUGGUUGGAGAUUCAACCGAGAAGCCAUACAUAUGUGUCUAACGGCGCGGCUAAUAGUCACAUUUAAAGUGUACUACAGUGACAACUGUUUCUUAAAUUCGUUACGACAGACUUAAAUUAGAAAAUAUUUAGAAAACUGACGUAUGAGCGCUUUGUGUCAUGUGUAUAUGUAAAUACUGUAGUUUAAAUUAAAGAAUUAAACAAUAUCAUUGUGUUAGUUUAGAUGCAAAUAGAGAUAAAUAAUUAUUUCUAAGAACAAGAAAAGUUGCAAAGACAUUUAUCACACAAAUUAUCAUGCAAUUAUCAUACAAAUAUCAUACAAAUUCGAGUUUGUUGAUAAAUUGUUGGAAAAAUUAACUAUUGUAUCUAUUUCUUGAUCUUUCUUUGUUAAUAUGUACUGUCAUAUAAGUAUAAACUUAUAACGAUACUAUAACGUUCUUUUUUAAAUAUGUCUUACAUUUACACUAUAUGUAAUGUGUAUCUUUUUAUAUUGUGUUGUAUUUACUUAGCAU
Pseudomyrmex gracilis is the source of this 2044-nucleotide messenger RNA. RefSeq names its product cytochrome P450 9e2-like. Gene Ontology annotation, molecular function: iron ion binding; oxidoreductase activity, acting on paired donors, with incorporation or reduction of molecular oxygen; heme binding. The transcript has a single exon. The coding region runs from base 67 to 1599 and encodes 510 amino acids. Lineage: Eukaryota; Metazoa; Arthropoda; Insecta; Hymenoptera; Formicidae. The record is from RefSeq and is a predicted model, not a curated record.